AUGUUUCAUUUACCGAAAGCUGUCACAUACACUUGCACUAUGAGUAUUGGUAUUGGUGGUAUGAGAAAUUGCGAUACCUAUAAAAAUGGGGCGUUUCUAGAAAAAUCAAUGACAUGGAAAGAGCCGUUUGGACAAUUCAAAUGUUGGUUUGAAGAAGCUCGCGCUACGAAAACGAUUCUGGAGCCCAGUGCAAUGUGUCUAGCCACAGUUUCACAGGAGGGUUUUCCGUCAGCCCGAUUUGUAUUGUGUAAGGGUUAUGGUAAAGAAGGAUUCAAAUUCUACACAAAUUAUGGAAGUAAAAAAGCUAAAGACAUAGAAGGGAAUCCUAAUGUUGCUGCUACGUUUUAUUGGGAUAUCCUGAACAGAUCGGUGAGGAUUGAAGGCACAGUCGAGAAACUCUCAGAAGCUGAAAAUUUAAAAUACUUUCGCACACGUGCAGUGGCCAAUCAGAUAGCAGCAUGUACGAGCUACCAAAGUACACCGAUAGUUUCUAAAGAUAUCCUAUGUCAAAGGCAAAAGGUUCUUGAGCAAGAAUAUCUGAUACCUGGGAAAGAAGUCCCAAAACCAAGUAACUGGGGAGGAUACCUCUUAGUUCCUAGGUCCGUUGAAUUCUGGCAGGGUCAUAAUGAGAGAUUUCAUGAUCGCAUAAAAUACAGAAGACCAUACAAAGGGGAAGUGCCAGAUCAAAAACUAUUGCACGAAGGCGAAGGUGGGUGGGUUAUCGAGAGACUUUCGCCAUAAAUCCUGAAAAAUAAUUCUUGUUGUUAUUAAAAUUUAUAAAUUUAUAAUUUAUUAAUUUCAUUUAAUCAUAUAAUUAUUAAUAAUUUAAUCAGUUAAAUAAAUAAAAGCAAAUGUCUAUUUAUAUGUUUGUCCUCUAUGCGUUCCUAGGAUAUAUGAAACUUUAUUGAUAGUCCAAUCAACAUAUUAUAGGUGACGCGCGAAUAGUUUCAAGAAGUCGAUAGCGAUAUGUAGCCACAGCAUAAUAAAAUGGUUUUACUACCAAAUAAUUUAAUGUUUCUUCUAUAUUAAUGUUAGCUUAUUAAUUG
Bombyx mandarina (wild silkworm) is the source of this 1046-nucleotide messenger RNA. Its product is annotated as pyridoxine/pyridoxamine 5'-phosphate oxidase. Gene Ontology annotation, molecular function: pyridoxamine phosphate oxidase activity; FMN binding. NCBI's taxonomy places the organism in Eukaryota, Metazoa, Arthropoda, Insecta, Lepidoptera, Bombycidae. The record is from RefSeq and is a predicted model, not a curated record. Gene Ontology annotation, biological process: pyridoxine biosynthetic process; pyridoxal 5'-phosphate biosynthetic process.